This is a messenger RNA of Salarias fasciatus (jewelled blenny), 3796 nucleotides long. It is a transcript of the gene wdsub1, whose product is annotated as WD repeat, sterile alpha motif and U-box domain containing 1. Gene Ontology annotation, molecular function: protein binding; ubiquitin-protein transferase activity. Gene Ontology annotation, biological process: protein ubiquitination. Lineage: Eukaryota; Metazoa; Chordata; Actinopteri; Blenniiformes; Blenniidae. The coding region runs from base 92 to 1552 and encodes 486 amino acids. The record is from RefSeq and is a predicted model, not a curated record. The transcript has 13 exons.
GCUGCUGAAGGCGGAAGUAAAUAACGUGCGGACGGAGGCACGGCGGAGAAAAUUGAAUUUUUCCCAGAGAACUUUGGAAGCAGCUCUCCAGAUGACGUCUCUCGUCUGCACUUUACAACACCAUCAGGACGAUGUCAACUGGUGUGCCUUCUCAGCCAAGCUGUUGGCCACAUGUUCAGGGGAUAAAACUCUCAGGAUAUACAACACCAACAACUUCUCGGAGCUGGCCUUUUCGCCGCUGUCCGGACAUGGCUAUGGCGUUCACUGCUGCUGCUUCAGCGCCUGCGGGCAGUUCCUGGCCUCCUGCUCUACAGAUGCCACCACAGUGGUUUGGUCCAUGGUCACGGGGGAGAUCGAGGCCGUCCUGGAGCACCCUGGUCGCAGCCCCGUCAGGAUCUGCGCUCUGUCUCCGGACUCCCUCCAUCUGGUCUCUGGAGCAGCCGAUGGCACUCUGGCUCUCUGGGAUUUCCCUUCCAAACAAUUACAGAGGACCGGCGGAGUGACAGAAACCACGGUGGUGGCGUGCUCCUUCAGCCCGUGCAGUCAGAUGUUCAUGAGCGGCUCCACCUAUGGAGACCUCCGUCUGUGGGACCUGAACAUGAAUCAGCUUGUUGCGGAGAAGAACGCCCAUGACCUGGGUGUCUCCUGCUGCACCUUCGCUCCCAACAUCUUCAGCGGCGGUCAAGUCGUGCAGUUCCAGCUGGCAUCCUGUGGACAAGACAGUCUCCUGAAAAUAUGGACCAUUAAUAAGUUCAGCUCUGGAGGCUGUAAGAUGCAGCUCCUGCACACUCUAACCGGCCAGUCGGCUCCAGUGCUCUCCUGUGCGUACUCCUCAGACGGGCAGCUGCUCGUGUCUGGGUCUGUGGACAAAUCGGUCACAAUCUACGAUGCUAAUAAUGGACGUUUGCUCUACACACUGACCCAGCACGAGAGGUAUGUGACGGCGUGCUCCUUCUCUCCAACGUCACAGCUGCUCGCCACUGGGUCUAUGGAUAAGACUGUGAACAUCUGGAAGCUGUCGGAUGGAUGCAGCGGGCACAGCGUAAAAGCACUCCCUGAGGAGUCGACUCAGACAUCAAACGAAGGGAGAACCUCGGCGGGCCGAUCGAAGCUGCUGGUCAGCGAUUGGUCGGAGGACGACGUGUCACAGUGGCUGGCGGAGGAAGGCCUCGGGGGAUUGGUGGACACGUUCAAGGCCAAUAACAUCGACGGGACGGAGCUGCUCGGUCUCACCAAGGAAACGCUGGCGUCAGAGCUGCACAUAGAGUCAGUAGGCGUACGCAAUAAAAUUCUGAGGAAGGUGGAGGAGCUGAAGAGUGAUUCGGUGUGCUCUGGCACUCCUGAUGAGUUCCUGUGUCCAAUCACCCGGGAGCUGAUGAGGGAGCCAGUUAUUGCAGCGGAUGGUUACUCCUAUGAGAGAGAGGCCAUCGAGAGCUGGAUCAACACCAAGAAUCGCUCCAGCCCGAUGACCAACCUCCCUCUGCUGACCACUCUGCUCACGCCGAACCACACGCUGAAGAUGGCCAUUGGCCGCUGGAAGACCAGCCAGUAGACCCCGCGUUCCAUCUGCAGUGGCGUUCCUUCAACAUUUUGGGUCAGGAUGUGUCUGUGUGCUUAAAGGUGAUUUUUAGCUGCACUCAAAGUUACACCGAGCAGUCAUCAAGAGCUGAUUACCUAACUUCAAACGCAUCCGCCAUGCCUACUUACAAAGUCCUUGUUGGAAGUUGCCUGCUUGUAGAUAAGCUGAGGCGUUUUUAUUGACCCCCUUCAUUUGCUCAAUCCUCUUUGCGGUUAACCUUAGCUACCCAUGUGUGGAUCAGCGGGCUGCACCCAGAGAUUAAUGGCCUUUCUCAUGGAGAAACAGUGGAGGGGAUGAAACUUCUUGCCAGUACAGGGUUUGAAAAUGAGCUCGCAUCUCGAACAUCGAGGCCAACACAGCCCCUUAGCUGGAUGAAGUGAAGUUAAAAGUGCUCUUCACCAGCCACUCAGAAGUGUGAUGAAUGUGUAACUCUGCUUAAAUAGCAAAUCACAAACAGAAAGCACAUAAAUAAUUGAACAGGGUAGACUCAGGUGAGCCUUUAUCCUUAUCAGUUCGCCUGGUGAUUCCUCUUAUCUGUUUUCCUCUGAUGCCUAUGGAUCAAUUAAGAUGUUUAUGACAAAGUUCCAACAAAAAGCGUUCCAUGAAGACCUUUCAGAUUUGAGAGGUUGUGUGACAUUGAAUAAGCACACUGAGGAGCAGUACUGCCUGUCCAAUUUAGAAUUAUUGCAGCCCUCGAGUGGUGAUAACACAUUUAAUUUGCGCUCAACCCUCCAUUUAUACUUUAUAAAUGCUACUGAUCUAAAUGGAUCAAAUUGUCAUCGUCAGUAAUUUCCUGGCAAUUGUGGUGCUCGCGAAACUGUGUCCACCAUUGUGCGAUUGCACCGAUAGCGACGGAGUAAAGUGAAGCUAAUACACAUCACCAUGUGUCAUCAAUGUUUUUAUUUCUCUCACUUGGAAAACGGUGACAGUUUAAAAAUUGAGUUAUAUGGGGGGGUUGACAUUAAGAUGUGUAUUUCUGGUGAGGGCAGCAGACAAGUUUGAGGAUUUCCAUUUCAAUUACAACAAUAUCAAUCAUUUCACACCAUACAAUCAGCUGCCACAAUGAUUUUUUUUUUUUUUUAAUGAUCUGCUUUAUGCAAUGUGUUAUGUCAAACUGAUAGACGCGCAUCCACGUCAUUCCUCAUUGUCAAAAAGAAAUACUAAUGCUGCUCACCUAACCUCCAUCCAUCGUCUUACUGCUCACUGAUACCCUGGACGGGUCGCCAGCCCACCACAGUGCAAACACUCCCAUUAUUCCCACUGAUUUAUAGACGGCUGCGCUACUCGUGUGCAGGUCUCUGGGAUGUGAAAGGAACAAAACUCACUCACACACAGAAAAACCCCUGAAGCCCAGAAUCAAAGCGGGGAUAUUCCUGUCAUGAGUCAAGCCUGCCAGCUACUAAUAUGACAUCUGGUUUAGAAAUAUUUCUUAAUGGAGCUUUAUUUACAUGAAUAUGAACAGUUUGCUUCGCCUGCAGCUGAGCAUUACUCUCAAAUUGGAUGGAUUGUCUGAACCUUGCAGGAGCUAAUGUUUUGAGAACUUUAUGAAAAUAGAAGAUGGUAAAAGUUGCGGAGAUGCACUUCGCUGUUUGAGCAAACACCCACUGCUAUAAUAUUCAGAAUUGCACCAUCCGCAGAUUUCCAGUCAUUUAUUGUAUUAGCUUUUUUAAAUGUCAGAUACCUUUUUGUCAUACUGUGAAAGACUUUCUAUCCAUUCACACACACACACACACAUCCCAAAGCUUAAGCAACACUUUAUGGAUUACACUGUGAAUGAGGCAAGAAAUAUAGAAAUGCGGUCCUUCAUUAAUGUUUUAUUUUACCACAAUAAUGAUGUGGUAAGAUUCGGUAAUCAAUAGUAUGACUCUGGAAAGGAUAUAUGACAACUAUGGACAUACAAUAAUGUAAUAAGUCUCUUAAGGAUUUUUUUUUUUGUUUGUUUUAAUCUUACAUUCUGUAAAUGCUCUGUCCAAAUAAACCAAUAAACACUUCAUAUGAAUAUGUUCUCUGCUAUGCAAAAAUAAAUAACAUAUACUGUAAAUAUUGAAGCAGUCGAGUCAAUGUCUGAUUAUGACAGGAAGUGUCAUGUACAGUGGCUAUUUUAUCAAAUGUACCAAGAAAAACAAUCUGAAGUACACAAAGUAAUUUCUUUUGAAGCCCGUAAUGCUGACAGACAACCACUUACAGGGAAAUAUAUAAUCUGCAAAUAUAGUGUAC